Molecule: messenger RNA, 2000 nt
Organism: Westerdykella ornata
Lineage: Eukaryota; Fungi; Ascomycota; Dothideomycetes; Pleosporales; Sporormiaceae
Exons: 2
Coding region: 149-1762 (537 amino acids)
Source: RefSeq, a predicted model, not a curated record
GUUUCCUGGUUCGCAACAAGAAGCCGAGGUCAAUCAAAGCAACAAGCUCAUUAGCUUUCAACGUUAUUAACCCCUGAAAUCUGGGGUACGCACACUUGCUGGGGAAUAAUGAAGGCUUUCUGGACUUCACCGAAACACAGCAGUAAACAUGUCAUCCUCGCAGAGCUCAGACGCCGGCUCACGAUCCUCCUCCUCCUCCUCUAAGCCCGAGCGCAUUGAUCCCAUCUUGCGAAACGCGUUACGAUAUACCGUGAGCCCGAGAGAAUACCAGCUCCUUCACCAGUAUCUUCUAUCGCGUACGCCUCCUGCGGUACGAAAGCGAACGCCCGCUCCUCGACGGUACGAUGCCAUUUCCAAGGGAUCCGAUGAUUACAACGCGGCCGCCAUACGUGCCUCAUUGAGGCUUGCAGUCGUCACUUUUUCGAGCUUGAAAGCAUGGGAACUGAUCACAUCCAAAUUGUUGGCACGCGGUGCAGCGCAGCAAAGCCCUCGCCGUCGUACACCCGCCUGGAAAUCACCCAACGUCCGGUUGACUUGCUCUCUAUCGCUUAUACUGCUGUUCCACCGGCUCCUUCGACGCUUCUUCCUGAGACUACGUGAAAGCUUGCUCACCAAUGAAGCGAGACCCUUCCGGAGACGCAAUCCGCGCAUAUCGCGGUCCCUGACCUCUCGAAUGGCUCCAGCCAUAGGCUCGAGCUUGGCCGGAUUCUUCCUGGCCGUGUACCCCGGAGACCAAUUGCGCAUAACAAUAGCCAUAUAUGUCAUGACCAGGGCGCUGGAGUUCUGCUAUAACUACCUGGAAGAGCAAGGCUACUUCAAGAACAGGCCAAAAUGGUUCGGCUCCUGGAUGCUCAUGCCCGUAGCCUGCGGCCAGCUGUUCCACGCCUUCAUCUUCGACCGCGACUGUUUCCCCUCGACCUACGCCAACCUUCUCGCCAACAACUCCCCCUCCUACAUCCAAAAACGGCCAGAAAAAUACCCCAAAGGCCUCUCCUGGCCCACACCCUUCUCCAUCGUCGAUAACGUCGCCCAAAUCUCCCGCUCCCGCUGGCCCCCCUUCACCUCCCCCAUCCUCUUCCCAGACACCGAAACCCUCCCCAAGUCUCUCACCGCUGCCUCCCCGAUUACCUCUCCCGCCCACCCAGCCAUAAGAUCCCUCUCCUGCGCCCUCCUCCACCCAAGCGACCCCUCCUGCCUCCGCACCUACCUCUCCUACUGGCUCCAAGCCUUCCCCAAAGUCGCCCGCCUCUUCACCAUCAUCCUCACCGCCCUCUCGCUCCCCAAGUACCGCGCCUUCCUCGACUCCCCCAUCAGCGCGCUCAAUAACCUCGCCAAAUCCAUCCUGAGGAUGAGCGUCUUCAUCUCCGGCGCCAUCGGCACGAGCUGGGGCUCUAUCUGCCUCUUCCAGCACCUCCUCAGCCGCAAUUUCCUGCCCACGCAGCGCUUUUUCUUCGGCGGGUUCCUGGGCGGCUUGUGGGCGUAUCUGGUGCGGCAGCGUGGGAGGAGCAAUUUCCUGUACACGGCGCGCAUGUCGAUUGAUUCGUUCUGGAAGGUUGGAGUCAAGAGGGGAUGGUGGAGGGGGAUCAAGAACGGGGAUGUAUUGCUCUUCACCGUGAGUUUGGCGGUGGUGAAUGUGCUCUAUGAGAUUGAGCCGCGGAGCGUGAAUAGUGGGGUUGCGAGGAAGGGGCUGGGGGUGCUCAGGGGAGAAGGGUGGGUGGAUAGGGCGUUGUUGCCGAAGGAGGAGGAGAGGAAGGAUGAUUGAUGAGUUGAAGGGGACUGGGGGACGAGUGUAUUAUGGACCUAAGGGGGGCAUGGUUACGAGUAAUGAUUGUUCUUUAUUGGGAGGUUGUGCUGUUGUAAGCUUAGUGCGGGAGGGAUCCUGCUAGCGUAAUGUGUUUUCUUAUUAUUUAAACCAGUACGAAUAAGUAUAGUGUUUAGAGCUACUACUUGACAUUCCCUUAGCUGGAGGAUGCCUCCAGAGCGUCAAAUGGUGCCACGCC